GGCCAAAUCCCAAUAGGAAAGGAAAAAUGAAAGACUGAAAGAGAAAAUGAAAGACCAAAAAGGUCCCUACCUUCUCCCAGGCUCCUGCUGCCCACUCCUCUGAUCUCCUUAGCCCAGGGAGCCGCAGCUACCUGGGUACCCUGUACAGCCAUGGGGGAAUGGGCCUUCCUGGGCUCCCUGCUAGACUCAGUGCAGCUGCAGUCCCCCCUGGUGGGCCGCCUGUGGCUGGUGGUGAUGCUGAUUUUCCGAAUCCUGGUGUUGGCCACGGUGGGAGGUGCCGUGUUCGAGGAUGAGCAGGAGGAGUUCGUGUGUAAUACGCUGCAGCCCGGGUGUCGCCAGGCCUGCUAUGACCGCGCCUUCCCCAUCUCCCAUUACCGCUUCUGGCUCUUCCACAUCCUGCUGCUCUCCGCUCCUCCCGUCUUGUUCGUCAUCUACUCAAUGCACCAGGCCAGCAAGGGCCCAGGGCCCCAAGGGGAUGGGGAGAGGGAGCAGGAGGAGGGUGACGGCAGCCACAGCCGGCACCUGGCAGGACCCCGGGCUCGCCACUGCUACCUGCUGAGCGUGGCACUGCGUCUGCUGGCUGAGCUGGGCUUCCUGGCAGGGCAGACACUGCUGUACGGCUUCCAGGUGGCACCACAUUUUCUCUGCACCCAGACCCCGUGCCCCCACACUGUGGACUGCUUUGUCAGCCGGCCCACAGAAAAGACAGUGUUUGUGGUCUUCUACUUUGCAGUGGGGCUUCUCUCUACCCUCCUCAGUGUGGCCGAGCUGCUCCAUCUCUUCUGGAAGGGGCGACGAAGCCAAGACAAAGAUUCCCUGUGGCCGGGCAAGGGGGGCGACGGUGAGAAAGACAACCACUGCAACCAGGAGCAGGAAGAGGCCCAGAAGCUUCUCCUGCCGCUCUCCCCACUAAGAAGGGGCCCUCCACCGGGUCCCGCUCCAGAUAACCCACCUGCCUAUGCCCACAAGCUGAAACAGGGUGGCAGUGAGGUCAGCACCAGCAGGAGCAAGUCCUCAGUGUCCACGGUCAGAGAGGACCUAUCCAUAUAAAGAGGUACCCUGCCCCUAGCUCUAAGAUGGGGGAAUCUGUGAGGUAGGGAAAAUGAAGAUGUUCUAACAGGCCAACCUCAGCCAUGGAAGAUCAAAAGCAGGAAACCUGUGGCUUGAGGGAAAGGAUCCUGGAUACAAAGCCAGGAAAUCUGCUUCUAAUCCAGAUCUUGACUCUGAUUUGCACUGUGACCUUGAGCCAUUCACUAUACUGGGUCUGAGGUUCCUCCUUUAUAAAAUAAUGGGGAGAGACAUUUAAGGUUCCUUCUAGCUUUACCAAUCUAUGAUUCUAACUAUCCAUCUCUCCCCUUCAAAGAGCCAUCCCUUUGAGGCCAAUGGUGGAGAAGGCUUAGGGGGAAGCAUUCACACUCCCCAGGGUCCUUCCAGGUAACUCCAGAGGCAGAAUACAAGAACUCUGCAUCGUGGACUGGAAAUGAGGAAAAGGGGGAGAGACUGGGUGAACAGGCUGGUUGUUAUCUUGUAGACCACAGCAACAAUUGUGAUUUGUGGUCGGUGUUACUACACUCUGCAUUUCAUGUUAUGUGACCUUCAGGCUAUUGUGUGGGCUUGUGUCUGGUAUCUGGUGUGACCGUGUGCCUGUGUUUCUAAUGUUACACUCAGGGCCUCAAGCAGAGCAGGCUAUGGCUGCCAGCUUUCACUCAGCCCCAAAGACCCAAGGGUCUCCUACAUAAAAUCAUCCUCUUCUUGCAUUAGCAAAAUAGGCAAAGCCAGAAGGUGGGUAAGGCACAAGCCCCCUCAGGCUGUGUGGUCCCCUGCUAAGGCUGCCCAACAUGCUCAUUAUAACCCAAUUUCUCUUCAACCUCUUGGGGAUGGGAAACUCCCCUCUGCAACCCCAGUCUAGCCACUUGUUUCUCCGUG
This is a messenger RNA of Trichosurus vulpecula (common brushtail), 1926 nucleotides long. It is a transcript of the gene GJD3, whose product is annotated as gap junction protein delta 3. Lineage: Eukaryota; Metazoa; Chordata; Mammalia; Diprotodontia; Phalangeridae. Gene Ontology annotation, cellular component: connexin complex. The transcript is spliced from 2 exons. Bases 151 to 1050 code for a protein of 299 amino acids. Gene Ontology annotation, biological process: cell communication. The record is from RefSeq and is a predicted model, not a curated record.